AUGCCCUCUUGGCCCAAUCUCUCGGAGUGCCUCUCCCAUAACUGCAGCUGGGAGGAGACCCACAACGCCACAAGGAACAGUGACGUUGACCUCCCUCCUCUAAAUUACUAUUCAAUCCCUCUCCUCACGGCCACCACUAUCGCCUGUACGCUGCUGUUUCUGGUCGGGGUGGUCGGGAACGUCAUGACCAUUUUGGUGGUCAGUAAGUACCGGGACAUGCGCACCACCACCAACCUAUACCUGUGUAGCAUGGCGGUAUCUGACCUUCUCAUCUUUCUCUGUAUGCCCCUGGACCUCUACCGCAUGUGGAGGUACAGACCUUGGCGCUUUGGGGACGCCCUCUGUAAGCUCUUUCAGUUUGUGUCCGAGUCAUGCACCUACUCCACCAUCCUGAGCAUCACUGCACUGUCAGUGGAGCGCUACUUGGCAAUCUGCUUUCCGCUGCGCGCCAAGGCCCUCGUUACCAAGAGGCGGGUGCGCGCCCUCAUUCUUCUAUUAUGGACAGUGUCCCUACUGAGCGCUGGACCUAUCUUUGUAAUGGUUGGAGUGGAGCGAGACGGCAUGGGACCGUCAAAUUUCAGUUCAGAAAUGAAUGAGACUGACUACUUUCUGGAGGCCGGGGACACCCGGGAGUGUAAGAUGAGGCAUUACGCCGUGGAGUCAGGUCUGAUGGGAGCCAUGGUGUGGCUGAGCUCUGUUUUCUUCUUCAUGCCGGUGUUCUGUCUCACAGUGCUCUACAGUCUCAUAGGCCGCCGUCUUUGGCAGAGACAUAGGGAGACAAACGUCAGCUCCCGUGUGGCUCACCGGGACAAGAGCAACAGACAGACCAUAAAGAUGCUGGUGGUAGUGGUGUUGGCCUUCGUCCUGUGCUGGUUGCCGUUCAACGUUUGUCGCUUCGUGCAGUUCCGUUCUCUAGAUGCUCCGUCUCCGCUGCUGUCCUUGUUGUCAGAGUACUGCAACUUGGUGUCCGUAGUUCUUUUCUACCUGAGUGCCGCCAUCAACCCCAUCCUCUAUAACACCAUGUCCUGGAAAUAUCGCGGCGCAGCAGCUCGCCUCUUCGGCCUGACAGACAACCAUCUGCCACGGAGCCGCACUGCAAGCACAGUGAAAGGAGACUGCUCCAACGGCUGGACCGAAUCCACAGUCAGCUUUUAA
Messenger RNA from Scomber japonicus (chub mackerel), 1155 nucleotides. RefSeq names its product growth hormone secretagogue receptor a (gene ghsra). NCBI's taxonomy places the organism in Eukaryota, Metazoa, Chordata, Actinopteri, Scombriformes, Scombridae. Gene Ontology annotation, cellular component: plasma membrane. Gene Ontology annotation, molecular function: growth hormone secretagogue receptor activity. The transcript has 2 exons. The coding region runs from base 1 to 1155 and encodes 384 amino acids. The record is from RefSeq and is a predicted model, not a curated record. Gene Ontology annotation, biological process: G protein-coupled receptor signaling pathway; hormone-mediated signaling pathway.